Molecule: messenger RNA, 4422 nt
Organism: Pungitius pungitius (ninespine stickleback)
Lineage: Eukaryota; Metazoa; Chordata; Actinopteri; Perciformes; Gasterosteidae
Gene: cacnb2a
Product: calcium channel, voltage-dependent, beta 2a
Exons: 14
Coding region: 486-2726 (746 amino acids)
Biological process (GO): calcium ion transmembrane transport
Cellular component (GO): voltage-gated calcium channel complex
Molecular function (GO): voltage-gated calcium channel activity; protein binding
Source: RefSeq, a predicted model, not a curated record
GUGUAUUUAUUUCUAUUUUUAACCUCCUUGGAUACUACCACUUGUUCUUAGCUUCUCCAUUUUUUUUUGGUUUUGUGUGGCUCUUAUGUGGGGAAAAAAAAGGCAUCUUUCGUCCGUUCUUCGUGCUUCGGUGCCGAGGGAAGGCGGCUCAGUGCAGUAGGAGGACACCGAUGAAGAGGCUCGGUGCAUUCACAUCAUCAUCAUCAUCAUCAUCAUCAGCAUCAUCUCGACCCUGCUGCUCUCGCGCACAAGCCCCUCCUUCAAACCCUCCCGGUUGAAACUUUGAAGCUUGGCGGCGCUCAGUUGGUCUCCGGCGGCGCCUCGUUUCCGUCUCCUUUUAAACUCACUUUUACGGCUUCUUCUUUUCAUUUUUUUUCCCCCUCUCUCCUUCUUUUUUAACUUCAAAAUGCCGUUGACUUUUAUUUACUUUUCGCAUCCGUCCGAACCGAAGAGCCCCGCUGAGCAUUUCAUCCAACGGGGUGACAAUGGUCGUCAAUAACAGUCCGAAAACCAGAGCAGGGGCGGCGGAAGGACGGAUGGAGCCGCCGGGGACCCCCAUGCUACAAUCUCAUGGCAGAGGAGCUCGAAGAAAAAGCCGGUUUAAAGGCUCCGAUGGCAGCACCUCCUCGGACACCACCACCAACAGCCUCGUUCGCCAGGGUUCGGCCGACUCCUACACCAGCCGUCCAUCAGACUCCGAUGUGUCCCUCGAGGAGGACAAGGAGGCGGCGCGCAGAGAGGCCGAGCGACAGGCUCAGACGCAGCUCGACAAGGCCAAGAUCAAGCCAGUUGCAUUUGCUGUCCGCACAAAUGUCAACUACAGUCCGUGUCACGAUGACGACGUCCCCGUGCAGGGCCUGGCCGUCUCCUUCGAGGCCAAGGACUUCCUCCACGUCAAAGAGAAAUUCAACAACGACUGGUGGAUAGGACGCCUGGUGAAGGAAGGCUGCGAGAUCGGCUUCAUCCCGAGUCCGGUGAAGCUCGAGAACACCCGAAUCCUCCAGGAGCAGAGAGCAAAACAGGGCAAGUUCCACUCCAGUAAAUUGGGAGCAAACUCCUCCUCUAGUUUAGGCGAAGUGGUUCCCAACUCACGUAAAUCCACACCUCCUUCCUCUGCCAUUGACAUAGACGCCACAGACUUAGACCCCGAGGACAAUGAGCCUCCGGUCAACCUGCGCUCUCCUAAAGCCGGUCCAAACACUGUCAUGUCACCUCUAGCCAAAGAGAAACGAAUACCCUUCUUUAAGAAGGCGGAACACGUUCCUCCGUACGAUGUGGUGCCUUCCAUGCGGCCCGUGGUUCUGGUCGGACCGUCGCUGAAGGGCUACGAGGUGACCGACAUGAUGCAAAAAGCUCUGUUUGACUUUUUGAAACACAGAUUCGAGGGAAGAAUAUCGAUCACUCGCGUCACGGCCGACAUCUCUCUGGCCAAGCGCUCGGUCCUGAACAAUCCCAGCAAGCACGCCAUCAUCGAGCGCUCCAACACGCGCUCCAACCUGGCGGAAGUCCAGAGUGAGAUCGAGAGGAUUUUCGAACUGGCCCGGACGUUACAGCUGGUGGUUCUGGACGCCGACACCAUCAACCACCCGUCCCAGCUGGGGAAGACGUCCCUGGCGCCCAUCAUCGUCUACGUGAAGAUCACCUCACCCAAGGUGCUGCAGCGGCUCAUCAAGUCCAGGGGCAAGUCGCAGGCCAAACACCUCAAUGUCCAGAUGGUGGCCGCUGACAAGCUGGCUCAGUGCCCCCCCGAGAUGUUUGACAUCAUCCUGGACGAGAACCAGCUGGAGGAUGCAUGCGAGCACAUGGCCGAUUACCUGGAGGCCUACUGGAAAAGCACCCACCCCACCAGCUGCAACCCCCCCAAUCCGCUGCUGACCAAGCUGACCGCGGGCCCCUCCCCCCCCGGGCCAGCGCCGCUCUCCGGCCUGCAGGCCGGCAGCGCGGAGCAGAAAGGAGAAAAGGCGUUAGUGGAGCGAAAGGGCUCCAGAGAGGACCACCUGCACCAUCACCACCACCACCAGCACCACCAGCACCAGGACCAGGACCAGGCCGACGCCGACGCACAGGCCGAGGGGGUCGGGGAGGGCGAGGAGGAGGAGGAGGAGGAGGAGGAAGGGGAGGAGGAGCGGCCCCCGAGGACCGAGGCCUCCAGGAGGGCCCCACACAUCCACCACCGUUCGUCUUCCACCAGGACCGAGCACCAGAACCACCACCACCACCACCACAACAGUCGGGGGCGGGGCCUCUCGCGGCAGGAGACUUUGGACUCUGAGACCCCCGGGAGCCGCGAGAGCAAGGACUCUGCUUAUAAUGAGCCGCGCACUCAGCUCCACCACCAGGAGGAGGAAGAGGAGGAGGAGGAAGAGGAGGAGGAGGAUAUAGGGGAGGGGCACCCCCAGCAGCAACAGCGCUACGAGCCGCUGCCCCACCGGGACCACAACCACCACCACCACCACCAUCGCCGCGGGGGCGGCGGCGGCGGGGCGGCGGCGGAGGAGGAGGAGGCCGGUGGCCGCGGCGCCGCGCUCCACCGCCCCAAGGAGCGCGAGCAGGACCAUAACGAGCGGAACAAGCAGCGCUCGCACCACCACCGGCCGGCCCGCGACCACCACCACCACCACCACUACUACGACCGGGACAGGGACCGCGACCGGGAGGGGGAGGUUGCGCCCAAGAAGAGGGGCGAGGCGGGGGAAUGGGCCAGAGACUCCUACAUCCACCAGUGACGGAGACGACCCCCCCCCCCCCCACCCCUCUGAAGCUGCUACACCCGAAAACCACAGCAUCCUAUUUAUGUACACUUCCUUUGUAAAGGCUGUUGCAUCUUUUUCAAUGGCAGGAUUUUGAUGACAUAGAUACAAAAUAUAAGUAUAUAUGUGUGUGUGUGUGUGUGUGUGUGUAUGUGUGUGUGUAUGUGUGUGUAUCUAUGCAUAGACGUCGUUUAUGUGUGGGUAUGCACGGAAAUUCUCAAAUAUGCAUAUUUUAUUGUGUUGGAUAAAGCAUGACACAAAAGCAGAAUUCUUCUUCUGUGCUUUCUGUGAUUAGCAUUUACCUUUUUUUUUUUUUUUUUUAAAUUGUUUUUACUCAUUUUGCUUGCCACCACUUGAAUGAUUUGUUCCUUCGGACUACUGCUCGGGGUCGACUGCAACGGUCGACUCGCCGAGUGAGUUUGAUGCUGUAUUUCUGUUUUUAAAAAAAGAGUAGUUUCGUCAAUUUGGGAAAUAGGCUUGCGUCCUGCUGAGAGUUUGUUAGGUACACGUAGCUCAAACAGUGCAGUUUAAAAUAAGAGUCUUGCAAUAAACCGGUUAUAAUGUUCCAACUUUUGUUCAACCUGAAUGUUAUUAUCGUUUUGGAGGCUGCGGUUUGUGGUGCUGUUGAAUUCUUCUCUGCUGUACUUGUUAUACUGGAAGGUGUUUUUUAAUCAUUCUGUCCACCGCAUUCAUGAGUGAUGGGCCUCUAAAAAACAAGAAAAAGACUAUUUUUUUUUUCAAUUGCGGCAGUUUUCGGUACCUGAAUAAUUGACUGAGUCUAGAUGAGAAGAUCAGUAACACUGAAAUAUGAAGCCGUGGCACCUAAAGCUCACUAAUUUACGCUUUAUAUCUUACACACACACACACACAUCUAAGCUAACUUGCUGCUAACGCUAGCUGCAGGAUCAAAUUUAAAAAAGAUUCAAAGUGGUUUCAAUCUUCUCAUUUAAAGAAAAUGAGCGUAUUCCCCAACGAGUCGGACUACUCCCUGAAUCUCAUGUUCAUCAUUCAUGGCUUAGUUUUUUUUUUUUUUUUUUUAAUCUGCGUCCAUGGUUUUAGACAUUUUGGUUCUGACAUAUUUAGGCCUCGCUCGAGGUGCACCUUAAGUCUUGCUUUCCAAGACAGUAACUUCCUCUCCUACAUGCAGUGCUGUUCUUUGUAUGGGUCCAUUAACCUUGUGUAACAUCGACACACACUUAAAUCCGCACUUUUACUGAUUCACGUUGGUUUCUAGUGACAUUUGAUAUGACAUCGCUACUUUACUGUAGGUCUUCGACUAAAACUCCAUCAAAGUUCAUCGAUUAUUAAGUCUGACCCCCCUUUUUCUGAUGAAUGUUGUUUGAUUCCCACUUGAACUCCAGAGUUUGAAGGUUGUUUUUAGGAUCUAAUCUUUAGUAUGUUCCUCAAUAAUAAGAAUAAAAAUCAAAAGAUGCAUUUGCAACUCAAGUAAUUCCAAAAUGUUUUUACGUUAACUUUAAACUUUUCAAAUUCAUGAUACUUAAGAUAAUUCUUUUCUCAUGAAUGUCCCUCCGUUUACAAACCCACCCUGUCCCUUGACUUCCUUUUCACCUGACAAAACUAUAAAAGACUCAGAUUUUACAGAUUUUCUAACUGUGUACAUGUGUGUGUACAUAAUACAUAAACAUAAAGAAUAAAAGGGAGAACAAUUUGA